GAUGAUGGUUUAACAAGCCCAAUUUGUCUAAAAACAAACACAUUUGCUAAAACCUCUGUUUCUGAGCCUAAUUUCCUCUUUUCAUGAGCGUCAUAUUUUGUUUGUCAUUUAACUUUUUGACUAUUGGACAUCUCUCUGUUGCUUUUUGUCCUGGAAAAAGAAAAAACCCAUUCCCCUAAUCCCAAAACACCCCACCGGCCACUAAGCUAGGGUAAAGCCAAGAAGAAGUAAAUUAAAAGAGCAAAUGGGUUUUCUUCAAAAAAGCUUCUUGCUUUCUACUUUAGGCUCAAUGGGCAGAUCUCUCUCCUUAAGCCUUCAUUUUGUUUCUUUUAAGUAAACCUGCUUUUUUGAAGUGGGUUUUUGGUUGAAUUGUUUCCUUAAUUUCUUCGAUGUGAAGUAAACGGGUUUCUGUGAAAAACAAAUGGGUUUGGAUCUGUUAGAAUAUAUAUAUAUAUUUUUGGCUAAUCUGCUAUAUUAAAUUGAUUCUAUACGUUGAAGAUUUUCAUUUCCUUUGCCUUUUUCCCCUUUCAAUCCCGUGAAUUUUGAUACCCUUGGAGGAAAAAUUGAGGUUUGUUGAGGGUCGUAGGCAGGAUGAUUCAAUUGUUGUUCUUGGUUCUUUUCGCUGAGGGUGUUGUGGCAUUCCUACUAUUGGUGAAGAUUGGGCCUCUUAGAGAGCUUGUGAUAAAGAGUUUGGAUCAGCUGAAGAUGGGGAAGGGUCCGGCCACCGUCAAAACCAUUGCCGGCACUAUGUCUGUCAUUCUCCUAUCGAGCCUCAUGAGCAUUUUCAAGAUCCAAAGUAAGGGUGCAAAGCUUGGUACAAUGUCUCCCAUGGAUCAGGUCCUCUGGAGAACCCACUUGCUUGAGGCUUCACUCAUGGGUUUUACCUUGUUUCUUGGAUUCAUAAUUGAUCGCAUGCACCAUUACCUCAGUAAACUCAUUAAGCUGAGGAGUAGUGUUGGUUCUUCAAAAGAGGAAGUUGAACGGCUUCAGAAAGAGAAAGCAGAGAAAGAAGAGAAAGCUUCUAAGGAACUAAAGCGGCUGCAGGAAGAAGUUUCUACUCUGUCAGAGAAUUUGAAGAAACUGAAGUUGGAAUCUGAAGAGAAAGACAAAGUAAUUGAAACAGCCGAAGCUCAUGUUGCUGCCCUCCAGAAACAAUCUGCUGAUCUACUUCUGGAGUAUGACCGCCUAUUGGAAGACAACCAAAAUCUUCAGAAUCAAGCUGUAGGAUACAGGAGCUGAGGAAAUUUUGAAAAACCCCAAAAUGUUUAGGAGAUUGUCUGUCUUCGGUGACGCUGGAAAACAGUAUCAAAAGCUGAUGAAAAUGUGAUUGGUUUUUUACAUGGUGAUAUUCUUCAAGAGGUGAAAGGUAUCAUUAAGUUGGGAAAGUAGAUCUGUCCAUGCGAUGUGGAAAGUUUUGUAAUUCUUCCUGAAUCUAGAAUUUUAGUUUUUUCAUCUUUUGUGUUGCACCAUUGUUGAUACAAAUGUUUGUUUCCAUAGUAAUUGAAUUUAUAAUGCGCAUGAAAACAGUUG
Messenger RNA from Rubroshorea leprosula, 1530 nucleotides. The record is from the annotation of a GenBank genome assembly. Lineage: Eukaryota; Viridiplantae; Streptophyta; Magnoliopsida; Malvales; Dipterocarpaceae.